Messenger RNA from Eleginops maclovinus (Patagonian blennie), 3691 nucleotides. It is a transcript of the gene traf7, whose product is annotated as TNF receptor-associated factor 7. Bases 357 to 2183 code for a protein of 608 amino acids. The record is from RefSeq and is a predicted model, not a curated record. Lineage: Eukaryota; Metazoa; Chordata; Actinopteri; Perciformes; Eleginopidae. The transcript has 21 exons. Gene Ontology annotation, molecular function: zinc ion binding; protein binding.
CUGCGACAUGUGAGCUGUGUGUAUGUGAAGCAGAGAGGAGGAAGGUUUUUCAGGAAUUCGUCUGCAGACUUGGAGCUUCGUUAUAACAGAAACAUGUCAUCAGAUCUGCUUCCUCUUCCUCUCUCCUCCUCACCGCGGAUGCCUCCUCUUCCUCUCUCCUCUCUCAGGCCUAGCGGUCCAGCUAACUACACGUUUGCAUCUGUGUGUUCUUCGGGUUCUGAUCCGCUUUAAGACGCUUCACUUCGACUGAAACCCCGGAGGAAGAGCAGCAGAAGCGACUGUUCCCCCCGCCCCCAAAGGAGCAGCAUGGAGCACCGAAGAACCCCCUCCUCCUCCCCCGCGAUGAAGAUGAUGGGAUGCCUCCCAUCGGUACCCCUCGGAGGUCGGAUUCAGCCAUCUCAAUCCGGUCUCUGCACUCAGAGUCCAACAUGUCUCUGCGCUCCACUUUCUCUCUGCAUGAGGAAGAGGAGGACCUGGAGCCUCUGGUGUUUGCUGAGCAGCCGUCUGUGAAGCUGUGCUGCCAGCUGUGCUGCAACGUCUUCAAAGACCCCGUCAUCACCACCUGUGGGCACACCUUCUGCAGACGAUGUGCGUUGACUUCAGAUAAGUGCCCGGUGGAGGCGGCUAAGCUAAAGGUGGUGGUGAACAACAUAGCAGUAGCGGAACAGAUCGGAGAGCUGUUCAUCCACUGUAAAUACGGCUGCAGGGCCACGGCCAGCGCUGCAGCGGGGGCCGCGGCCCCAGCCACCACCACCGUGGCCGGGAAACCAGGAGCGUUCGAGGUGGACCCUCUGGGCUGCCCCUUCACCAUCAAACUGACCACGCGCAAAGAGCAUGAAGCCAGCUGUGACUACAGACCGGUUCGAUGCCCCAACAACCCCUCCUGCCCCCCCCUGCUCACCAUGAACCUGGAGGCUCACCUCAAGGAGUGUGAGCACAUCAAGUGUCCUCACUCCAAAUACGGUUGCACGUUCAUCGGGAACCAGGACACGUAUGAAACUCACCUGGAGGUUUGUAAGUUUGAGGGUCUGAAGGAGUUCCUGCAGCAGACUGACGACAGGUUCCAUGAGAUGCAGCUGACUCUGGCGCAGAAGGACCAGGACAUCGCCUUCCUGCGCUCCAUGCUGGGAAAACUGUCGGAAAAGCUGGACCAGCUGGAGAAGAACCUUGAGCUCAAAUUUGACGUGUUGGAUGAGAACCAGAGUAAGCUGAGCGAGGACCUGAUGGAGUUUCGUAGAGACGCUUCCAUGCUCAAUGAUGAGUUGUCCCACAUCAACGCCAGACUCAACAUGGGGAUCCUGGGCUCGUACGACCCCCAGCAGAUCUUCAAGUGCAAAGGGACGUUUGUGGGUCACCAGGGGCCCGUGUGGUGCCUGUGUGUUUACUCCACCGGAGACCUGCUCUUCUCCGGAUCCUCGGAUAAAACCAUCAAGGUGUGGGACACCUGCACCACCUACAAAUGUCAGAAAACCCUGGAGGGUCACGACGGCAUCGUGCUGGCUCUGUGUAUCCAAGGGAACAGGCUGUACAGCGGCUCUGCAGACUGCACCAUCAUCGUGUGGGACAUCCAGACUCUGCAGAAAGUCAACACUAUCCGUGCCCAUGACAACCCCGUGUGCACGCUGGUCUCCUCACACAACAUGUUGUUCAGCGGCUCCCUCAAGGCCAUUAAGGUAUGGGACAUCGUGGGCACGGAGUUGAAGCUGAAGAAGGAGCUGACGGGUCUGAACCACUGGGUCCGAGCGCUGGUGGCCUCCCAGAACCACCUGUACAGCGGCUCCUAUCAGACCAUCAAGAUCUGGGACAUCCGCUCUCUGGAGUGUGUCCACGUCCUGCAGACCAGCGGCGGCAGCGUCUACUCCAUUGCCGUCACCAACCACCACAUCGUCUGCGGCACCUACGAGAACCUCAUCCAUGUGUGGGACAUUGAGUCUAAAGAGCAGGUCAGGACUCUGACGGGUCACGUGGGAACGGUCUACGCUCUCGCCGUCAUCUCCACCCCCGACCAGACCAAAGUGUUCAGCGCCUCCUACGACCGCUCCCUCAGGGUGUGGAGCAUGGACAACAUGAUCUGUACUCAGACUCUGCUCAGACACCAGGGCAGCGUCACCGCUCUCGCCGUCUCCAGAGGACGCCUCUUCUCCGGAGCCGUGGACAGCACCGUCAAGGUGUGGACGUGUUAAUCGGUUUUGUCCUCGUCUUGGUGUCGGACCGAUGAACCUUGUUUCCUCUUCCUUCUCUGAUUGUGAUUUCCCGAGCUGCAGACCCCUUAUAACCCGGAGCUGCAUCGGAGACAUUUUACUACUAAGUGUUGCUUUUCGAAACCUUUCCAAACCGACCCUCCUACGACCUCAUCACCAGUGCAUUAUGGGGCAGAACGAGACGAGACGCACCGGGACGGACGAUUCUCUGUCCUGCUUUCCUGUUAGAAAUGUCCUGAUGAUGCAUUCUGUUCAGUAGUCUAAAGGCUGGUUUCACACACAGGGAGACGCAACACACACAUUUAUGUAUCCCACAAUGCACCGGGACAAAGACCGUUACAUUGACUACCUGUGGUGGAAAGUAUUUAUGCAAUUUGGAGAAUCUGUAGCUGAAUAUUCCCAUUUCCUGCUUCUCUUCAAGUCAUUAUAACCCAGUGAUCUACUGGUCCUUCAGUACAGAUAUAGAGAUGCUUCUGACUUCAUUUCAGCCUCAAUUGCUUUUACUGAGUAGAUCUACACUGUAGUAGUAAUACUUCUUCAGUAAAAGAACUUCUUCUUCCACCUGGAGAGCUGCAGCUGCUUCGCCACACAGGACCUUCCUUUAUCUGUCAGAGUUGUGUAAUAAAGUAGUUCCUCGUGGAGUAAUAUGAGUGCACAAAGUCUUCAUGUUGAACCACAGCCCCCCUGUCUCCAUCUGAGUCUGAAGGGGAUCAAUACGACUGCAUUUUCAGAUUUCAAGUAGAUGGAAAAACCCGGGAAUGAGUCCUUAAACACUGUCAUGAGUCAGCAUUUCUUCACUUCCUGUCCCCUGGUCUGGAAGUCAAUGGUUCCCUGAGUGUGUUUUUGGUCUGUGGUUAACCUGAGACUUGAAAUUCAUGAGUAAAAACCCCACCUUUGAAACUGACUACGUAGCAUUCAGAAGGAAGGACAUUCCCUCCCUUUUUCCUCGUCGUCCCCCCUCCCCCCGAAGAGUGUGAAACCAGCCUUUAUUAAACUCCUCCUGUCAGUGACGCCUGUAGAGAUGUUUGUUGUGCCAUGAUGAACGGUUGUACAGAAUAACACACAGAGGGAGGGAGGCAGUGUGUGUGUGUGUUACUGUGUAAGUGUGUGUUUUAAUGAGUGCCAUAUGUGUGUAUGACGUAAGGAAGAACUGCCUCCCCUCUUCCCCCCCCCCCCCACCUCUAACAAAACCACAGAUUGAUUUUGUUUUAAGACGAGCAGCUGAUUGAGUGACCUUUGACCUCCAGGAUCAUGAGAGCGAGAGUGUGCCAUCAGACGAUGUUUCAGGACCCAUAUUGGGUUAAAAAAGACUAUUAAUGCCUGAGAGGGGGGGUGCGUUGGAUCAUGUACAUUCACACCAAAUUUAGGUUUUUACAGUUGCCUUCAUUUACAGCCGCCUUGAGGAGGCGUUCACUGUCUCAGUGAUCUAUUGUAAUAACGUGUAAUCAUGUCGCCUGUGAUGAUCAUCAAUAAACUGUUGUACACUUUCA